CUGAGCUACCAGGCCCGGGAGCGCGAUGUGGAGCGCUUCUUUAAGGGCUAUGGGAAGAUCCUGGAGGUGGAUCUGAAGAACGGGUGGGGAAAGAUCAAGUGCAGACUGAGAUGUGGCCAGCGUUUGCAGACCAGGAAUCCACACCAGCUCUAAGCAGAGAGCUCUUGGUGUGCGGGAACUGCCAGUGUGCCGACGUGAAAAGAGCCCCAGACUGGGUACUGGUGAGCCCUGAAGUCGCACCCCAGCUCUGCCACUCAGUGAGCACGGCAACAUCCCUAAUCCUGACCAGCCAUGGAGAGUUUCGGUUCUUGCCAGUGAAUGUGGGAAUGGCUCACCACAUUGGGAAAACAAAACUCACAUCCUGCUGAUGUUGGCUGAGGACUGUCAUGUCCACAUACAAAGAAAAGCAUGUGGCACAGUUUUAGGACAAAGAUAUGGGUUUGUGGAGUUUGAUGAUCUGCGAGAUGCAGAUGAUGCUGUUUAUGAGCUGAAUGGCAAAGACCUUUGUGGUGAGCGAGUAAUUGUUGAGCAUGCCCGCGGCCCACGACGAGAUGGCAGUUACGGUUCUGGACGCAGUGGAUAUGGUUAUAGAAGAAGUGGCCGAGAUAAAUACGGCCCUCCUACACGCACAGAAUACAGACUUAUUGUGGAGAAUUUGUCAAGUCGGUGCAGCUGGCAAGACCUAAAGGAUUAUAUGCGUCAGGCAGGAGAAGUGACUUAUGCAGAUGCCCACAAGGGACGGAAAAAUGAAGGGGUGAUUGAAUUUGUGUCUUACUCUGAUAUGAAAAGAGCUUUGGAAAAGUUAGAUGGAACGGAAGUCAAUGGCAGAAAAAUCAGAUUAGUUGAAGACAAGCCUGGCUCCAGAAGACGCAGGUCCUACUCCAGGAGCCGCAGUCACUCAAGGUCUCGCUCUCGAAGCAGACACUCUCGUAAGAGCAGAAGCCGGAGCGGCAGCAGCAAAAGCAGUCAUUCUAAGAGCAGAUCCAGGUCCAGGUCAGGCUCCCGUUCCCGGAGCAAGAGCCGCAGCCGCAGCCAGAGCCGCAGCCGCAGCAAGAAGGAAAAGAGCCGCAGCCCCAGCAAGGACAAGAGCCGCAGCCGCAGCCGCAGCGCCGACAAGCGCCGCAGCAAGAGCAAAGACCCGGCGGAGGAGAAGGUGCAGAACAGCGACCGCACUGGCAAGUCCAAGAGCCGCAGCCGCAGCCGGUGCAAGAGCAAGAGCCGCAGCCCCAGCCGGCGCAAGAGCAAGAGCCGCAGCCCCAGCCGGCGCAAGAGCAAGAGCCGCAGCCCCAGCCGGCGCAAGAGUAAGAGCCGCAGCCGCAGCCAGGAGAGGGGCGCGGAGGAGGCCCGGGGCAGCGCGAGCAGGAGCCGAAGCAAGGAGAAGAGCCUGCGCAAGAGCCGCAGCCGCAGCCAAGGGGGCAGCCGCAGCCGCAGCCGCAGCAAAAGCAAGGACAAGAGGAAGGGGAGGAAGAGGAGCCGGGAGGAGAGCCGCAGCCGCAGCCGCAGCAAGAGUGAGAGGAGCCGGAAACGGGGUGGCAAGCGAGACAGCAAGUCGGGCAGCGGCGGCGGGAGCGGCAGCAGCAAGAAGAAGAAGAAGGAAGACGCGGACCGCUCGCAGUCCAGGUCACGCUCCCGCUCGGGCUCCAAGGAGAGGGAGCGUGCCAAGUCCGAGUCCGGCCAGAGGGAAGGCCGAGGGGAGGGUGAGGAUGCCGGCGCCAAUCAGGAGACCCGGUCCAGGUCGAGGUCCAAUUCCAAAUCAAAACCAAACCUUCCAUCAGAAUCACGCUCCAGAUCAAAGUCCGCCUCAAAAACCCGGUCUCGGUCCAGGUCUGGGUCCAGAUCGCCCUCCCGAUCUAGGUCCAGGUCUCACUCGAGGUCCUAACUGGCCGCGGCCACAGCUGGAACUCCCCGAGCUGUCUUUUUGUACAUGUUUGGUAGCCGUAGCACAAGUGAUUGGAGUAAAACACAUGUCACACUGUACAUUUUUACUUCCCCUAAUGGUGUGUCUACAACUGUUAAAUCUAAGUGCUUCCUCUCCAUAAAGCCGCCUGGGCCCAGGCCUUCCUGCUCGACUGAAAACAAUCUUCUCUUUGAAAACCCCUUUUACUCAUGGCCCACGGUAGAAUAUCCAAAAUGCCUUGGCUUUCAGGCCUGGCCUUUCCUACAGGGAGCUCAGAACCUGGAUGGCUUUAAGGCUGGAAUGAUGUCAUAGGUAGGUAUGGUGAGUUCAACCAUUUUGCCCCUGGAUUGAUGCCCUUUGAUGUAUGCCAUUUAGUGAAAGUGCUAAGUCUUAAGUUUCCUACCACUUUGGUUUCAUAUUUUUGGACUUAACAAAGUUGUGAAUAGCAAGCACAGUCAAGGAAAACUGAUACCUGCAGUAACCCAUAGGAAAUAAACUGUAGAGUUCCAUAUUCUGGUAUUGUGAUUAUAUUGUUUUAUAUUAAAAAAAAGAAAAGAAAAGAAUUUUUUUUAAUUUUAUUUUUCCCCGUCUUGCAAAGUAUAGUGACCCCUGUUUCCAUUAAAUUUGAAUAAAGACUAUUUUUGCUUGACAAAAUUU
Molecule: messenger RNA, 2554 nt
Organism: Capra hircus (goat)
Lineage: Eukaryota; Metazoa; Chordata; Mammalia; Artiodactyla; Bovidae
Gene: SRSF4
Product: serine and arginine rich splicing factor 4
Exons: 8
Coding region: 368-1879 (503 amino acids)
Biological process (GO): mRNA splice site recognition; alternative mRNA splicing, via spliceosome
Cellular component (GO): nucleus; ribonucleoprotein complex; cytoplasm
Molecular function (GO): mRNA binding
Source: RefSeq, a predicted model, not a curated record